UCCCUGCGUGUCUGUUCCCCACACAGGGCCUCCCGUCCCCUGCCGCCCGGGCCCCUGCGUGGGCUGGACCCUCCAUCCCCACACAUUGGCCCCAUCGCGGCGCCCAGGCUCCGUCCGGGUUCCCGGCCCCUGCCCUGUCGCGCCGCCGCCGGAGCGGUGACCGCCCGGCCCGCCGUCCUUCCGCUGCUACCGCUGCCGACACCAUGGGCAGUGAGCAGAGCUCCGAGGCCGAGAGCCGAGCCAACGAUCUGAACUCCUCAGUGACUCCUUCUCCAGCUAAGCAUAGAGCCAAGAUGGACGAUAUUGUGGUUGUAGCUCAGGGCUCCCAGGCCUCACGGAACGUCAGCAACGAUCCUGAUGUCAUCAAGUUGCAGGAGAUUCCCACCUUCCAGCCCCUUUUGAAAGGGCUAUUGAGUGGCCAGACUUCCCCCACAAAUACCAAACUGGAGAAAUUGGAUUCUCAGCAGGUGUUGCAGCUCUGCCUCCGCUAUCAGGAUCACCUGCACCAGUGUGCAGAGGCUGUUGCCUUUGAUCAGAAUGCUUUGGUUAAACGAAUCAAAGAGAUGGAUCUGUCCGUAGAAACCCUCUUUAGCUUCAUGCAGGAGCGCCAGAAAAGAUAUGCCAAAUAUGCGGAGCAAAUCCAGAAAGUCAAUGAGAUGUCAGCCCUCCUCCGCCGCAUCCAGAUGGGCAUCGACCAGACGGUGCCGCUGAUGGAGAGGCUCAACAGCUUGCUGCCCGAGAGCGAGAGGCUGGAGCCCUUCAGCAUGAAGCCCGACCGCGAGCUCAAGCUGUAGCGGCCUCCUCCCGUGGGCGGGCUGGCCCGCACGGACCCCCAACACCCUCAGAGCCAGGGUCCUGCCAUUUGACGGGGCCGGAAGCUCGGGGGUUCUGGAGCUCCCUGGAGUGGAUGUGAAGCUGGCUGGCUGGCACAAAAACCGACUUGGCCCUGCUCCUUCCCUUCAUGUGUUUUCCCCGUGCAAAAUGAACCUAAUUUUUGGUGAUAACCAAAGUUGGAACAUUUGAAUUGUUAUGAUUUCUUUAAAGAACUCUGUGGGCCGGCCCGGUGGCGCACUGGAUAGUGCGCCGCUUGGGAAGCGCGGCGGCGCUCCCGUCCGAGGGUUCG
This is a messenger RNA of Galeopterus variegatus (Sunda flying lemur), 1123 nucleotides long. RefSeq names its product loss of heterozygosity, 12, chromosomal region 1 (gene BORCS5). The record is from RefSeq and is a predicted model, not a curated record. NCBI's taxonomy places the organism in Eukaryota, Metazoa, Chordata, Mammalia, Dermoptera, Cynocephalidae. Gene Ontology annotation, biological process: lysosome localization; organelle transport along microtubule; positive regulation of anterograde synaptic vesicle transport. Gene Ontology annotation, cellular component: BORC complex; cytoplasmic side of lysosomal membrane; synaptic vesicle membrane. The coding region runs from base 204 to 794 and encodes 196 amino acids. The transcript has 4 exons.